This is a messenger RNA of Fusarium pseudograminearum CS3096, 642 nucleotides long. RefSeq lists its product as uncharacterized. The record is from RefSeq and is a predicted model, not a curated record. The coding region runs from base 1 to 642 and encodes 213 amino acids. NCBI's taxonomy places the organism in Eukaryota, Fungi, Ascomycota, Sordariomycetes, Hypocreales, Nectriaceae. The transcript has a single exon.
AUGUCUUCGGCACUCACAACCCCCAUAUUCAUGCCGCCCUUCAAAAUUUACGGCCAAAACACGCCAACCGUAACAGUAAUAUCCGCCAACCCAACCGCCACCACUCUGCAAAUCGUCUGCUUGGGGCAAGAAUGUGCUAGCACGACUGUCAACAACACCGUCGUCAUAGGGCCAUGGGCUGACAAGACUGUCGUCAAGGGUGCUGCCUCGACGGGCACGUUUCACUGGAUGGUAUCUGUGUCCGACUUUGGGGUCAGUUCAAUCGAGUGCCUUGUGAGCAGCGGAACAGCAAAGGCUUGUACAACGGCUGCUAUAGCGGACGGUGAAAGCUUGAUAAAUACUGCUACGGGGUUGGAAGACAUUACGGAGGCGUUUGAGCUGUCUUUUUCGUCGGUGCCUGUUAUUAUUACCAAGGGACAAGACUUGCUCGGGUCGUCCCAAGCUACGGCUACUGUUGCGAAAGAGCAAACCUCUGUUGAAACUACAGGGAGUGAGAGUACUGCGAAGGAUGGACCUACAGCCACUGGAAGUUCAGCUGAUGCUGCUUCGCCGCAAGAAACAAAUGGGGCAAGUUCGAGUGCUAUUCGAAUUAUUGGUGCGAUGAUGAUAGCUGCGAUCUCAUCUGCGAUUGUGCAGUUUUAG